Messenger RNA from Brettanomyces bruxellensis, 2304 nucleotides. RefSeq lists its product as uncharacterized. The transcript has a single exon. Gene Ontology annotation, cellular component: condensin complex. The record is from RefSeq and is a predicted model, not a curated record. Lineage: Eukaryota; Fungi; Ascomycota; Pichiomycetes; Pichiales; Pichiaceae. Bases 1 to 2304 code for a protein of 767 amino acids. Gene Ontology annotation, molecular function: chromatin binding. Gene Ontology annotation, biological process: mitotic chromosome condensation.
AUGUCUGGGCCGGCGGCUGGAAUCAACACUAGUACGGAAACUGCAGUUUCUGUUACUAGUGAAAAUUUUGAGCUAUGGAUACGAAUGGCCACAGACAAUAAGAUAAAUUCAACGAAUAGCUGGGAUUUCGCAUUAAUCGACUACUUUCAUGAUCUUUCGAUGUUCAAAGAAGGCGAUGGUAUCAAUUUUCAAAAAGCAUCAACUACAUUGGAUGGAUGUGUGAAAAUAUAUUCUUCGAGAAUUGAUUCGGCUGCUACAGAAACUGGACGUUUACUUUCAGGAUUAAGUUCUAGUGAGUUGCCUGGUGGAAAAAAUGAUGGAAAUAAUGCUUCAGAAGAAGAAUCAGAUGAUGAUGAUGUUGUUGAGAAAAGGCGGGAGCAGCAGAGAAAAUACCGAAAAAAUAGAGCCAGGAAUACUUUGGUUAGUAACUUUGAUCAGAUAAAAACCAAAAGCUUGGAAACUCAGUUUUUUGCAAACCCCAUUUUCAAAAAGGCGUUGUCAGAUUUUGAUGAGGGCGGGUCCAAAAGUUUAUUAAUGAAUAUGCUCAAGAUGUCAAGUCAAGGUCAAGUUAUGUUUGUCAUUGUGGGAAAAACACCAGAAUCAGUGUUAAACCCUGUAAACUGGAAAGACGAUUCGGCGAAAGGUUCUGAAUAUUGUUCUGACACACAGGCACCAAUUUCUCCAAGUGUGCCGAAUAACGACAUGAAAGAACAAGCGGUUGUACAUAUUAUUACAAAUGAUCAACAAGUUACCAAUAUAGAGGAACCGAAUGUUGAAACCGGAAAUAAUACGGAUGAGGUGAAAAGCGUACCAACAUCGGUUUCUAGUAAAGGUAUUUCGAUUUUAGGAGAUAUGGCCUUACAAAUGAAACAUGAUGCGCAGAUAUGUCCAUCAUUAAAUUCUUUAAAGGGAAUUGAUGCUGGUGAUACUAGUGUCACGCAAAUAUUGGAUCAAAUUGGGGAUAUUUCUUCUGAACCGGAAGAAGGUGUGUUUAAUGAAAAUGAGAACGCCGAGGACGGUUUCGAUUUUGAUACCGACAAGGACAGUACAGGUAAUUCAACUAAAAUAAAUAGAUCCCAGUAUUCGUUGUUUUUGGAAGAAGGUAUGGGUAAUGAUGAUCAGGAUUCGACAUUCAGAAGUUUGAAUUUAACAGGACUAUUUGAUGAAAAUGCCACUGGUUUGGAUGAAAAUAAUUAUUCAUCUGAGGCUGCUGAUGAUAGUGAUAGGGCUGCAAUUGCCAAAUAUUUUGAUAAGUUAUCGGGUGAUAAUUGGAGAGGACCUGAAUAUUGGAAAAUAUCCAAGGUAAAGACAUUUUUGAAAGAUGAAUAUCAUCAAUCAGCACUUGAUUUAGAUGAUAAAACCAAAUUAUCAGAUGGUAAAAGAAUAAUACCAAAAAAGACUUUGCCUACCAAGAAGUCGCCAUUUCUCGAUUUUUUAAACGACAAGAACGAUGUUCAGGAGGAAGAUAUCUUCAAACCAGGUCAGAUAUCGAAAAUAAUGCUUCCUGAAAAGGAAAUGGAAGUUAAUCCCGAAUUCAAUUGUCUGCCGGAAGAUUUUAAAUUUACUACAAAGCGUCUAAUAUGUCUCAACUUAAAGCCGGACAGUAGAAUCAACACAAUCCUAACUAAAAGAAGAAAAGUCUUUGGUGAUAUAUCGCGCGAAGACUCGACAAAAGUUGCAGAUGAGUCUUUCUUUGCAGAUGUCUACAAGGAUACUGUGGAAACUGGUGUCUCGGAUGAUGAUUUCUUUGGGGGAGACAAUGAUAAUGAUAUGGAGUUUGGUAAUGAGGAUAUGAAUGAUGAUAUGGAUCCUAAUGCUUCCUCUGCUAGUCAUAAAAGUGGCUAUGAUGAUCUACCCGCAAAUAAUGUAGAUGAAUUUGAAGCACCGGUUGCUGCACUUCCAGAAACAAGAAAGCACACGAAUGGAUUAACAUAUGCACGGAAAUCAAAGAGAGUCGAUAUACGAAUGUUGAAGGAACGUUUAUGGACUGCCAUCGGACAAAAUGAUAAAUGGACUAUAAAGAAACGAAAUAGUUCGGAACUCAAAGAUGAUGAAAAUUCUGCAAUUACAGAGACGGACAAGAAAAGUGGUAAUGAUACGGCGGAGCGAAAUGGCGCUGAUGCGGUCGAAUCCAAAUUGAAAUUAAGUGAGAUUGUACGGACCACGGCUGAUAUGUACGAUCCUCGUUCUCGGAAAGAUUUAUCGACAAGUUUUUAUUUUAUUUGUCUGUUACAUCUGGCUAAUGAGAACAACUUAAGCUUGGAAGGUACCAUGGACCGGAAUGAUAUCAUAAUUAGUAGAUGA